AUGGAACAAUUAUCAAAAAGUGAAACGAUACGAUUAAGAAAAAUUCACAUCGGUGAAUCUUGCCAACUUUUUUAUUCAUCUGAUCCAUUGAAGAUAGUUAGAGCACGGGGUCAGUAUAUGUUUGAUGAAAAUGGCGACAAAUAUUUGGAUUGUAUCAAUAACGUUGCACAUGUUGGUCAUUGUCACCCAGAAGUUGUGAAAGAAACAUGCGACCAAAUAUCAAUAUUAAAUACGAAUAGUCGUUUUCUUCACGAUAACCUUGUUUUAUGUGCACAAAAAUUAACAUCACUUUUCCCUAGUCCUCUUUCUGUUUGUUUUUUCGUUAAUUCCGGAUCCGAGGCAAACGAUUUGGCCAUUAGACUUGCCAGAACUUACUCUAAUAAUUAUGACGUCAUCACAUUAGAUCACGCUUACCAUGGUCAUUUAACGACUUUAAUUGAUAUAUCGCCUUAUAAAUUCAGAAAAAUGGAUGUUCCCAUAAAAGAUUGGGUUCACGUGGCACCCUGUCCGGACACAUAUAGGGGUAAAUAUAGGACGGUUGAUUAUCCUGGAAUCGAUCUUGGGGAAAAAUAUGCCAAUGAUAUAAGAGAAAUUUGUUUAAAGGCUCGUUCUAAUGGACGUUCUAUAUGUGCCUUCAUAGGAGAAAGUUUACAAAGUUGCGGUGGUCAAAUAAUUCCUCCUAAAAAUUAUUUAAGAAAUGUUUAUAAACAUGUUAAAGAAGCGGGAGGAGUUUGUAUAGCUGAUGAAGUUCAAGUUGGAUUCGGUCGCGUUGGUAGUCAUUGGUGGGGUUUUCAACUUCAGGGAGAUGAUGUUAUACCAGAUAUUGUAACACUUGGAAAACCAAUGGGAAAUGGUCAUCCUGUGGCAGCUGUCGUAACGACACAAGAAAUAGCAAAUAGUUUUAAAAUAAAUGGAGUUGAAUAUUUUAACACAUAUGGCGGUAAUCCCGUUUCUUGUGCUGUCGCACUAGCAGUUAUGAACGUUAUAGAAAAAGAAAAUUUAAGAGAAAAUGCAACACAAGUCGGUGAUUAUUUAUUAAAAACAACCGAAAAACUUAUGGAAAAGCAUCAAGUUAUCGGUGACGUAAGAGGUGUAGGUUUAUUUUUAGGUAUUGAAUUAGUAAGAGAUCGUAAAACAAAAGAACCUGCAACGGAACUUGCCAAAUUUAUAUUACAGCGGAUGAAAGACAAUAAAAUCCUCGUAAGCAUCGAUGGACCGCAUUCGAACGUUAUUAAAUUAAAACCUCCGAUGAUAUUUUCCAAAGAAAAUUCGGAGCUUUUCAUCGAAACCCUUGACGAUAUAUUAACAAAUGUUAAAAGUUAA
Messenger RNA from Pediculus humanus corporis (human body louse), 1323 nucleotides. RefSeq names its product alanine-glyoxylate aminotransferase, putative. The transcript has 8 exons. Bases 1 to 1323 code for a protein of 440 amino acids. Gene Ontology annotation, cellular component: mitochondrion. Lineage: Eukaryota; Metazoa; Arthropoda; Insecta; Psocodea; Pediculidae. The record is from RefSeq and is a predicted model, not a curated record. Gene Ontology annotation, molecular function: transaminase activity; pyridoxal phosphate binding.